Messenger RNA from Meleagris gallopavo (turkey), 1251 nucleotides. Lineage: Eukaryota; Metazoa; Chordata; Aves; Galliformes; Phasianidae. The record is from RefSeq and is a predicted model, not a curated record.
UUGCGGGAGCGCUCUCCGCCGCCCCUCCGCCUCCGUGCCGCGCAGGCGCUCCUGACGCGCUGUCCCGGCGCCGCUCCGCGCGCUUCGGCGUCGUUCCGUACCGGUUCCGUACCGCCGUGCUCCGACGGGGACCCGGCGCCGAAGGGCCGGUGCUGCUGCCGUCAAACUCCGCGUGUUCGGCCCCGAAGGCGCUGUCCAAAUCGGAAACAUGGAUGCGGCACGCUGCAGUGGGAAGAAACCGUGGUGGCCGAGCGCAGAGCCAGCGAUCGGGAGGAUGGAGUUCAAACACGGAGCUGAUCCCACAUGCAGUAUCUGCAGCCCUCAGCUCACCGGAGCGAUGUACCCACAUUUCAUCAGGCAGCAGCGGACCAGCCUGGAUAUUCUCAGAAACCGCAAACACAUCGAGACACCUGGACCUGGAGCAUAUGAUGUAGACAUGGGCUAUCAAGCUUGCUUACCCAGCUCCCCCAGCAUCACCAUCCAAGGAGUCAGGAGACCCAAGAGACACGAAACUGGCCCCUUUACAACACUCUGAGAUGGACUACAGAAUUCCACCCCAAAUCAGGGCCUGCUCCCCUUCACAGUAGUGAAAAACACACAGGACUUCACCUCAAUCUGAAUUGUCUGUAUUUUUUCUAGUCACCAGAAAACCCCCAUCUCCUCUGAUGGAAGGCAUGAGAAAAGUCUGAGCAAAGAACCUAUACCAGAGAAACCCACGCUGCCACCUAAGCCAGAUGUUACCACUGCUGGCUAACCAAGGCCACGCUCCAUCCCAUCAGACACAAAUGCUGCAGACUCGAGGACAGACCUGGACAUACAGCCCUAUCCAGGAUUUUAUUUCUAUCAGUGCCAUCAGAGCACAUGCAGCUCCUCUGAGAGGCAGGCAGCCCAGCUUAUUUGGCAGUUGCUGGGACACUGCAGCAGCCCUGGCUGUACUGAGCUGGGGAAGCUGACCUCAUACAGAAGCACUCACCCCAGUGAAGGGCACCAGCUGUAGUUGUCAGAGCCACAUGUACACCUGGCAUUGACAAGAGCUCACAGAAAGCUCUCCACAGAAGUCAGAGGUGUUUGCCCUCUGCACAUGGGAAUGCUUGCUUAAGGCAAUUCUACUUCUCUAAGCUCUGCAUCACUGCAAGCAAUCAUCUCAGGGAAACGAGAAUCCUACAUCUUUAACAUCUGUGUAAGAACCAUCCCCUUGGUACCUCUGCACAGGGCAGGCAGAGCCCACUUACACAGAACUGGACAAGGACA